AUGCCCGCCAUGAUUGCCAAACGGCCGGGCCUCAUGCAAAUCUCGGUCUCCCGAAGUGCCGAAGAGCAGCGGUUGAUUCCUGCAUAUUGCAGCAACCUUGCCCGCCGCGCUAAAGAGCUUGAGACUUUUCGUAAGCAUCUUUACGCCGAUGCCAAAGGUGGUGAACUAUCUUUUGGAAUCAUGGAGCGCAUCUCACCACAUGCUGUUGCGGUGUCACAUCCUCUGUUCUCACGACUUGAGCAGCUUCAUGUCCUUCUUGGUCGUGUUUUUGUCGAUAUCGUGGAUCGGUGGUUUACAGACGAGAAGGCACGCUUUCCGGAACGCAUGCCGUUGGAUCCAUCGGAAGAGGAGCUUCUCCGAUGGGUAGCGUCUAGUGGUUGUGUUCCAGACUACGCCGAGCAUGCCGGUUGCUGGCGAAGUGAUUUGUUGUUUGGUCGCAGCCCGGAUGGUCUGCGGGAUGAGUCACCGUAUGUUUGCGAAAUCAACGGAAGGCUGCCUCUCAAUGCGGUCAUGGGAAUUGCUCUGGGCGAAAAUGGGCUUCUGGAACUUGGUGCGAGUAAAGGAGGACUUGAGCCUGUGAAUAGCAUGGAUGCAUCUUAUAACAACCUUAUGGCACUAUUCGACCCCGAUAAACCGCUUUUCUCUAUCAGAGACAAAUGGCCUGGUGCUGACUCGAAGAUCCUUUCAGCUGUCAAUGUUGCACGUGGAAGGCCGCCAGUCGAGGCAGUUCGCCCCCAGGAUCUGGAAGUUCGCCCUGAUGAAAAUUCUCCAACUGGAUUCUCUCUCUGGGAUAAGGCCACGAACAGGCUCUUGGAACAAUGGUUUGUUGAGAUGCUGCAGGAAGAGUAUGCCGACCUGGAACCAGCUGUCGCCCGCCAAUUGUCCCUUACUCCUCUCAAUGACCUUCGAACUGUGUUCAUUGUGCAUGACAAGCGACUACUUGGCAUCAUACCUGAAGAGCUUCCGAAGAUGGUUUCGCGUGGUGUUCUGACCGCCGAAGAGGCCGACAUCGUUGCUGAUGGGAUCACUCAAACGAUCAACCCGGGUUCAGAAGGACUUCAAAAUCUGCUACGCGAGUCAAAAUCCGACUCGGAUAUCAAGAAUUACUAUAUAUACAAGCCCUGCCGUGAUGGCAUGGGUCACGGUAUAGAACUGGGAAAGAACCUUACGCAAGAAGCCUGGCUCGAACGUCUAGAGAAGCUCGCAAACCCAGAUGUUCUUCGACCUCAUGAUGAUGCAGCUGUCAUCCAAAGGCUGGUAGACCAUAAUUGGUAUGACGUUGUUCGUCAUGAGGUUUCAACAGAUGAUGGACCGAAGCCUAACAAGUUUCAUCUUAUCGGAUCUAUGUUCAUGUUUCAGAAUCGCAAGUUCUACCCAGCUACUUGGCGUAUGGGCCUGGAGACACAUCUCGGUAUCACUUCCGAUAAGCCUGGGCUGGUCAUGGCGAUGGUGCAUCAGCCCGACUGGCCAAUUGGGGAGAACCAAGAGCAAGAGUUAUGA
Molecule: messenger RNA, 1500 nt
Organism: Fusarium oxysporum Fo47
Lineage: Eukaryota; Fungi; Ascomycota; Sordariomycetes; Hypocreales; Nectriaceae
Exons: 2
Coding region: 1-1500 (499 amino acids)
Source: RefSeq, a predicted model, not a curated record